AUGACUAAUGCAAUUAAAACCUUUUUGAUUACAGUAAAUUCUCAAUUGAUUAUUUAAAUUUCAGAUGAUUCCUAUGAUAACAAAAUUGAGAUUGGUAAAGAUUUUCAGACUGGAGGUGCUAAAAGAUCACAUAAUGGCUUCAUGAUAUAUAAUAAUAACAACUAAUAUGAUAGCAAUAAUGCUGAAAGCUUGAAAGAUAUGGAAUAAAGGCUAUUUGGUGUUAAAAGAGAAGCAACGCCAUUAAGCAGCUAUAUCAGCGAUUAAGAAUUCAUUCCUGUUAAAACUGGAACAGGGGUUAAACUAAUGAAAAACGGGCCAAAACACAUACUCGAAUCAUCUGAAUACGAACCACUAUACAUUCCUUAGGAUAAUAUAUUGGAGGAAUGUCUCAGAAGAGAAGCUGAACGAGUGGCACAUUAAGAAAACUUGAUGAAUAGAGUAGUUUAUGAUUCUGUCGACCCAUCCCCUAACUAAAUGUCGAAUCAAGAGACCUAAAGUAAUUAGUAAAUUAGUUCCCAGUAAAAUCCAAUAAAUGAUGAUCAAAUUAAUAAUGGUCAAGAUUGUGAUGAUUAAGUUGAUAAUAUACUUUUGAAUAAUGCACAACCCAACAACCCAAAUUAAUGCGAUAAUGAUGCUAAUUUAACUUAGUAUUACACUCCUAAAUCCCCUGACGAUUACACAUUAGUUUUUGAGUCAAGAUUUGAAUCUGGAAAUUUGAGAAGAGCUAUUUAAGUAUAUGAGUUUGAGUAUGAUCUUAUUCUUAAGCCUGAUUACAAUACUCGUGGAAACACUUAAUGGUAUUACUUCAGAGUUUAGAAUAUGAGAGCUGGAAGAACAUAUCGAUUCAACAUAAUAAACUUAUUGAAGCCAGAUAGUUUAUAUAACCAUGGAAUGAGACCUUUAAUGUAUUCAGAGAUCUAGGCUAAAAAGUAUGGGAAAGGCUGGUUCAGAAAUGGAAAAGAUGUUUGCUACUAUUAAAACUCAAUGAAAAGAAAAACUGUUGGACAUUACUAUACACUAACCUUUAGCGUUAAGUUUCCCUACGACAAUGAUACUAUUUAUCUAGCUCAUUGUUACCCUUAUACCUAUUCUGACCUUCAAAGAUAUCUAAACUCAAUUGAAAAUGAUCCUCAUAAAAAGUUAAGAUUUAGAAGAAAAACAAUGUGCUAAACUCUAGCUGGUAAUCCAGUUGAUCUAUUGAUAAUAACAACUUUUCCUAAUCCAGGAACCUAAGCCUCAGAUGCGGACUAUUAAUAAAUCAAAUAGAGAAAAGGGGUUGUCAUUACUUCGAGAGUUCAUCCAGGAGAGAGUGGUUCCUAAUUUAUGAUGAAAGGGAUAAUAGAUUAUUUGGUAGGCUCAAGUGUUGGUGCUAGAGUAUUGAGAGACAACUUUGUAUUCAAAAUAGUUCCAAUGCUAAAUCCAGAUGGAGUUAUAAAUGGAAACACAAGAUGCUCACUAGCAGGAGUUGAUUUGAAUAGAUAAUGGAUAGAUCCUUAAAAGAAAGUUCAUCCAACAAUUCAUAAUGGCAAUUCUGGAAAAAAUGACAAAUAUAAAGAAAGAGUAUUCCCUUAUCUACUAGACAAAUUGGGAGAAACAUUUAAUUUCAGCGAUUGCUCAUUUGCAGUAUAAAAGGCUAAAGAAUCUACGGCCCGUGUAGUAGUAUGGAAGGAGCUAGGUAUCACAAACAGUUUUACGUUAGAAGCAUCCUUCUGUGGAUCAGAUUUCGGUCAAUAUUCAGAUUUACAUUUUAAUACUGAUAUGCUACAGCAAAUAGGUCACAGAUUUUGUGAGACUAUUAUAGAGUAUUGCAUGGUAGAACCUCAUAAUAUGAAAACUAUUCUUGAUGAAAUAGAAGCCAUUGUUAAUAAUUCAAAUGAAAAGACAAGUGAGGUGGUUCAAGGACCUGCUAAUACGCUUAAUGGAACAAACAAUUUAAAUAUUGAUCCAACCAAUGCUAAGGGUUAAAUAGGAAUCGAAUAAGAUAACAUUAAUACAGGUAAUAUAGGUGCAUAUAAUGGCUUUUUAAAUGAAGUAUCUGGGGGAGGUGUAUUAGGAACAAUUAAAGAUGAAGACUCAAAUGCAGAUUCAGAUUUUUCAGGAGAUGAAGGGACACCUAGUUGUCCUUAGUUAUAUAUUUUGAACAAAUGA
Molecule: messenger RNA, 2148 nt
Organism: Stylonychia lemnae
Lineage: Eukaryota; Ciliophora; Spirotrichea; Sporadotrichida; Oxytrichidae
Source: the annotation of a GenBank genome assembly